AUGGAUCAAGCAAAGUUGGCUAGGAUGCAGGCGAGCGUGCGGAUUGACAAGAGCGCGACUAAUCCCAUCAACAGAGGCAAGGGUACUCCCCGCCGCAAGGUCAAGAAGGUCCACAAGUCCUCCGGUGCCGACGACAAGAAGCUCCAGACCACCCUGAAGAAGAUGAACGUCCAGCCCAUCCAGGCCAUCGAGGAGGUCAACAUGUUCAAGGAGGACGGAAACGUCAUCCACUUCGCUGCUCCCAAGGUCCACGCCUCCGUCCCCUCCAACACCUUCGCCCUCUACGGUAACGGCGAGGAGAAGGAACUCACCGAGCUCGUCCCCGGCAUCCUGAACCAGCUGGGCCCCGACAGCCUCGCCUCCCUGCGCAAGCUCGCCGAGAGCUACCAGAACAUGCAGAAGAGCCAGGCCGGUGCUGAGGGCAAGAAGGAUGAGGACGAGGAUGAUAUCCCUGAUCUGGUCGAGGGCGAGAACUUCGAGAGCAAUGUCGAGUAA
Aspergillus clavatus NRRL 1 is the source of this 495-nucleotide messenger RNA. Its product is annotated as nascent polypeptide-associated complex subunit family protein. Lineage: Eukaryota; Fungi; Ascomycota; Eurotiomycetes; Eurotiales; Aspergillaceae. Gene Ontology annotation, cellular component: cytosol; nascent polypeptide-associated complex. The coding region runs from base 1 to 495 and encodes 164 amino acids. The record is from RefSeq and is a predicted model, not a curated record. The transcript has 3 exons.